This is a messenger RNA of Striga asiatica, 348 nucleotides long. NCBI's taxonomy places the organism in Eukaryota, Viridiplantae, Streptophyta, Magnoliopsida, Lamiales, Orobanchaceae. The record is from the annotation of a GenBank genome assembly.
AUGUCAGUCAAGGUCACCCACCACAGAUGCAAAUGCGACUUGACCAAGAUUAACGGCGUCCCAAUUGAGCCGAUCCAGCCCGAGAUCCUCCACUGCAGGGUGUUCGAGCCCAUCAUCCUCCAUGGAGGAGGCUUUGAAUUGUCGGUAUCAUCCUUUUUCUCAAUACAUUUAUAUUUUCCAAUGCAUGAUAAUCAUGUUAAGAAGAUAUGUGAUUUGUCACUGAGCUUGAACUAUAUUUCAUGUAGUAAGAGAGAAGUGGACAAGAAAGUUCUUAAAGUUUCUUUGAUUGAGCAGAAGAGUCGUGGAAUGAGUUGGUAUUUGUCUGAUUCUUCCCAACGUUUUCAAAUG